Mustela lutreola (European mink) is the source of this 1974-nucleotide messenger RNA. RefSeq names its product lysophosphatidylcholine acyltransferase 4 (gene LPCAT4). Gene Ontology annotation, molecular function: 1-acylglycerophosphocholine O-acyltransferase activity. The transcript has 14 exons. Gene Ontology annotation, cellular component: endoplasmic reticulum. The record is from RefSeq and is a predicted model, not a curated record. Bases 135 to 1757 code for a protein of 540 amino acids. NCBI's taxonomy places the organism in Eukaryota, Metazoa, Chordata, Mammalia, Carnivora, Mustelidae. Gene Ontology annotation, biological process: phosphatidylcholine acyl-chain remodeling.
GCCUGCUCCCCGCCCCUCGGCGCUCAACACCAGGCGGGGCCCCGGCCGGAGCGCUGCAGCAGCAGCCGCUGCUCUGCAGAGCGGGGCCCGGGGUCGGGGCCGGGGCGUCCUCGUUCCCACCUUCUCCCGCCGCUAUGAGCCAGGGAAGUCCGGGGGACUGGGCCCCCCUCGACCCAACCCCCGGAUCCCCAGCGCCCCCCAACCCCUUCGUGCAUGAGUUACACCUCUCCCGCCUCCAGAGGGUUAAGUUCUGCCUCCUGGGGGCACUGUUGGCCCCCAUCCGAGUGCUUCUGGCCUUUAUUGUCCUCUUUCUCCUCUGGCCCUUUGCCUGGCUGCAAGUAGCUGGUCUUACGGAGGAGCAGCUUCAGGAGCCAAUUACAGGAUGGAGGAAGACUGUGUGCCACAACGGGGUGCUGGGCCUCAGCCGCCUGCUCUUUUUCCUGCUGGGCUUCCUUCGAAUUCGCGUUCGGGGCCAGCGGGCCUCUCGCCUUCAAGCCCCUGUCCUUGUUGCCGCUCCCCACUCUACUUUCUUUGACCCCAUUGUUCUGCUGCCCUGUGACCUGCCCAAGGUUGUGUCCCGAGCUGAGAACCUUUCCGUGCCUGUCAUUGGAGUGGUGGCUGCCAGUAUUAAAGGCCCUGGGUGGGAACCAAGUGACUCCUUGUGUCCUUUCUGGACCCCAGCCCUUCUCCGCUUCAACCAAGCCAUUUUAGUAUCCCGGCAUGACCCGGCUUCUCGGCGCAGAGUGGUGGAGGAGGUCCGAAGGCGGGCUACCUCAGGAGGCAAGUGGCCCCAGGUACUAUUCUUUCCUGAGGGCACCUGUUCCAACAAGAAGGCUUUGCUUAAAUUCAAACCAGGAGCCUUCAUCGCCGGGGUGCCUGUGCAGCCUGUCCUCAUCCAAUACCCCAACAGUCUGGACACCACCAGCUGGGCAUGGAGGGGCCCUGGAGUACUGAAAGUCCUCUGGCUCACAGCCUCUCAGCCCUGCAGCAUCGUGGAUGUGGAGUUCCUCCCUGUGUACCACCCCAGCCUGGAGGAGAGCAGGAACCCCACCCUCUAUGCCAACAAUGUCCAGAGGGUAAUGGCACAGGCCCUGGGCAUUCCAGCCACUGAGUGUGAGUUUGUAGGGAGCUUGCCUGUGAUCGUGGUGGGCCGGCUGAAGGUCGCCCUGGAGCCGAGGCUCUGGGAACUGGGAAAGGUGCUUCGGAAGGCUGGGUUGUCUCCUGGCUGUGUGGACACUGGGGCAGAGCCGGGCCGGAGUCGAAUGAUCAGCCAGGAAGAGUUUGCCAGGCAGCUACAGCUCUCUGACCCCCAGACGGUGGCUGGAGCCUUUAGCUACUUCCAGCAGGAUGCCCAAGGUUUGGUGGACUUUCGAGAUGUGGCCUUGGCACUGGCAGCUCUGGAUGGAGGCAGGAGCCUGGACGAGUUGACUCGCCUGGCCUUUGAGCUCUUUGCCGAGGAGCAAGUAGAGGGGCCCGGCCGCCUGCUGUACAGAGACGGCUUCAGCACCAUCCUGCACCUGCUGCUGGGGUCCCCCCGCCCUGCUGCUGCAACUUUGCAUGCUGAGCUAUGCCAGGCGGGACCCCACCAAGGCCUCUCCCUCUGUCAGUUCCAAGACUUCUCCCUCCACGACCCGCUCCACGGGAAGCUCUUCAGCACCUACCUGCGCCCCUCCCCGAAACCACAGGCCUCAACCCCAGGCGGCCGCAUGGCUCUGGCCAACGGGACUGUGCCAGCACCCAAGCAGAAGGGCGACUGAGAGCCUUGACCUCCCCAGCUCGCCUCCGGCCUACCCUGUGCCUCAAGCCCAUUUCUGCUCCUGCUUGAGUUUUUUUGUUACUGUUGUUGGUUGUGUUUUGUUUUUGUUUUUUUUUUAAGUUGAUUUUCAUUUUUUGCUUGGGUUUUGUUUUUUUUUUUGUAAAAAACUAUUUUAUAUAUAAAUAUAAAUAUAUAUCUAUAUCUAUUUAAAAAAAUAA